AUGCAGCGUGCAGCGGCUCAUGACGGAGAGUUCUUGGCAGAGAAGCUCGUGAAGCAGCUGCUGGGCCUCGGAUCGAACCCAAGAGUCGACGCAGCCCUGGUCCGGGACCUGCGGCCCUUCUUGCAAGGCUUGCCGGUCCAUCUCGCCGAAACUGCGGCGCUCAUCGAGACCAGGCAGCCGCCGCAGGAGAGCGCCCGAGAGAGCCUGUCGCAGCUGAGCGAAGAUCUGCAGAGUCUCCAGGCAAAGCUGGGCGAGGCCGCGAAGGCCCCGGAGGACGCGGAGGCGGCGGCGGCGCGUAGCUGCCUGGAGGAGCUCCAGAGCCGUCUGGAAGCGAUCUCAGAGGCCUCGGAUGACGAUGCCCUGGCGAUGCUCACAGAGGCGAAGGAGCUCUUGGAGGGUUCUGCUUCCCUGAUGCUGGUGAACCGGAUGGGGAGCUUCGAGCACUUCGAGUCCUCGCUUUCCGAGCCCCUCCACGAACUUUGGGAUUUUGCCUCGGACCACCCGCCCGUCGGGGCGAGAAUCGUGCUGAAAGGCAGCGGCUUUGGAGCCCUGAAUGUGGCCUCCUUCAAUGUUCUAAAUAUGCACUACAUGAAGUAUAUCGACAACGACUGGCAGGGCCUGAAAGGCUCGAAGAUGCAGCAAAGCCCGGCGGAGCAACGGGCCGAGGAACUCGUGUCCGUGAUCCUCAGAAUCCUCCACCACCCAAGCCAUCCCAAGGCCGUCCUCUGCCUCCAGGAGUGCUGGUCGGAGUUCCUGAAUCUCUUGGAGGCGAAGCUCGGCGCCCAGGGCUGCCGCAUACGGUGCACUGGAGACCGGAGCCAAAAGAACCAGGAGGCGAUCGUCUACAACUCUGCCUACGUGGAGUUAGUCGACUUCCACUGCCUCCAGGAGCCAUACUCAUCUGACCUGAAGAAGGUCAUAGCGGUGGCGUGCUUCAAGCUGCAGGGCGGCGGCGAGGCUUCGAACGGGCAGCUGCGGAUAGUCACCACGCACCUACCCGGGACGCCCUACAGCCCUGCUUGUCGGGACUUCAGCGAUGCCCUGAGCUCGGAGAUCAAGGCGGACUGCGGAAAGAUCCCGACCCUCCUCAUGGGCGACCUCAACUUCCCUCUGGAGGUGCUCAGACCGCUUCUGAAGCAUUUCGGGCGGCUGAGGGACGUGCAUUUCGCUGCGAUUCCUUAUCCAACCAAUGUCUCGCAGGCAUCGCUCAUUCCGAAGAGGAUUGACUGUAUUGCAUCUUUAUCUCCCAGCGACGUGCUGGAGGUUGCAGCGCUGGGAGCGGAUGAGGUCCUGCAUGGGCUUCAACCGCAAGUGGACCUGCUACGGUUCAGGUCGGCAGCUCUGCUCUCAGUGUCAGCGCAUGAUGGCGUUGUAUACGUAAUCAGAGUUAAGCCAACCUCUCCAAUGUGUUAA
Symbiodinium necroappetens is the source of this 1413-nucleotide messenger RNA. Lineage: Eukaryota; Dinophyceae; Suessiales; Symbiodiniaceae. The record is from the annotation of a GenBank genome assembly.